Galendromus occidentalis (western predatory mite) is the source of this 1832-nucleotide messenger RNA. RefSeq lists its product as uncharacterized. Gene Ontology annotation, molecular function: chromatin binding. NCBI's taxonomy places the organism in Eukaryota, Metazoa, Arthropoda, Arachnida, Mesostigmata, Phytoseiidae. The transcript is spliced from 10 exons. The record is from RefSeq and is a predicted model, not a curated record. The coding region runs from base 432 to 1832 and encodes 466 amino acids. Gene Ontology annotation, cellular component: nucleus; chromocenter.
GUCACAUCCCCGGCGAUAGACUUCAUCUUCGUGGGCUAUUUUCCCCGUGUGCUUCGAAGGGGAGAUAUCAUGGAGUUCUAUACGUACUCUGAAAAUCUUCUUUGACCUCCUCGUUCGCCCGUUCGGAGAAAAGCUGUGAACCCGUUUCGACCGUGCGAAAAUUCGGCCCGUCUCCCGCCUACCAUGAUCCUACGAUUCGUUGGAGUGGAAUUCUGUCAUCAACGGGAAUAUCAUCUGACUCCUCCGAAGAUUGUCUGACCUCCCCCGUCGACGGACUCUCCGUUCACCGUGCUGAAAAAAUUCUCCGGCUCAGCUUGAUCUCGGAGGGAAGCGAGAUGAAGGGAGUGCGGGCUCUGAUCCGCGGCGUGGAUAAUGUUCACGUAAUGAAAGCAGCUUGUUCUCUCAGAGAGAAUCGGUGGUGAACCGAGCUCAUGUCGCAAGAACUUGUCGGCGGCUCUCCGGGACCACCAUGUCCGCCAAACUGGACGCGGACCAUCACUCAGGGGAAAGCUGUAUAUACUACGCCAUUAGGUCACGAAAUAUGUAACCUCACGCAGCUGAGAGAUUUUCUCUUAUCUGAUGUAACUUGUAAGUGCAAUCUCCCUUGCCCCUUGAUUGUUGAUCAAUGGUUCGACUUCAGCUCAGGAAACAAGCGAGCUGUAGUAAGUCCGGUGACUCGCCGAGGAGAAGCGAGCCAGAAGAAAAUGAAGGUGUCGAGAGAUUCGCAGAACGCCCUGCUCACGACACGAUUGCUGACGAAGAAAGCGGACGCUUCGCAGAAUAAUGAUCAAGAGGUGUAUCGAUUCUCACCAUCGGCUACAUUGCUGCCUGCUUGCAAGACCUCGCUGGAGACAGCAUUAUCUCCGCCCCUCGCGCAAAAUGGGGCGGCCGAUAGCAAAACCCCUCUCGCGACAACAAGUGCCUGUACAAAUCAUCAACAAGAUUUCCUCCAGCGACACUCUCCACAGCUACCGACCACCCAGCAGCAGACGCAUCUCGAGUUCUCUGGGAAUCGGAAUGAACACCUCGUUAAUGACAACAACAUUUCUGGACUGAACAAACAGCAGCCCCUGUUUGUCACCACGGUCGAAACUCCGCAUCUAUAUCAACAACCACUACAGGUGUAUUGCUCGCCGACCCCUACUCGACCGAUCAUCUUGAACAGCUCCGGCUCUGUCCAAAACCCGCUCCUCAGCCCCCAACAGCCGGAAUUAAUCCUGAAUGGGGCUACUGGGCAGCUAUCCGCGGUCGACUUGAACACUGUGAACAGCAUCAACAACGCUCCGGGCCUUCUAUCGACCACGCAACUGUUCCCGUAUCCCCAUAUGAUUGAUUCGAUCAGCCCGGCCUCUAUCGUGCUCGGGGUCAGCAUGGGAUCUUCGGUCAGCAUGGGGAUCAUGGGACUCGACUCGUCGCACCUGCAACAGCUUCCCACGCUCACAACGGGCCCGAAUCGCGAUCUGAAUCAGAGUCAAGGAGGAUCAACUCUGGUUGUGUCGCCCUAUGGAAUGACCCCCAUGUCAUUGGAAGGCAUACCAUGCGGGGUUUUACAAACAUCCAAUGCGACGCUGGAUAAUUCCCAUUCGGCUUUGAACAAUUCUGCCUCUGCAGCCACUGUGAUAAGUGCCCAAGCGGCGGCGAGGACUGCUAAUGGUGCCACGCUUCUAUCCCCGCCGGUGCCUUCAGUUUGUCAUAUCUUACCCAUAAGUCCAAUGAUGAACGCGGAGAACGCCGCGCCUGUGGAUUCAAAUGAAAACGCUCUCUUGUUCAACGUGACUCUGGAUGAAAGUGCCGUUCUUCUUCAGCCUCAAGAAUGUGACGUCAAUCAAUGA